GUCUCUGUGUGUGUGUUAUUUUUACCGAAGCAAACAGAUAAUCCGUAAUUCAUUGGAUGAAAACUCGGAAGUCUAAAUUGAAAAAGCUCCAAUUUUUCAAAGCUCGAAAUUGCAGCUCAAAUAUGCAACUAGACUAGGCGUAUAUGGGUUUGCCGAGAUUUAAGCGUCCAACGGGGGAAUGUAGUGAAUCAAGUUCCAACCUUUAUGUGGCUAACUGUGGGCCAGCAGUAGGGCUCUCGUUUGACACUAUUGCUUUUGUGUUUGGCACAUAUGGUGAGGUCAGGGGAGUUUAUCCAGCUGAUGAAAGUGGCACUCGUGUCAUUGUAUCUUAUCAUGAAGAGAGUGCUGCCCAAUCAGCACUGAAAGCAUUGGAUGGGCAUCCAUGUCCUGAACUUGGAGGACGUUCUCUGCAUAUUCGCUACUCUGUACAAUCAAUUGCCAAGGUUCAAGUCAAUGACUCAUCUGUUGUGUCUUUGGAAGCUUCGGAGUUGAAAAUUCCUGGUCUUUACUUGAUUCAUGACUUCAUCACUGCUAAAGAAGAGGAGGAACUCCUCGUAGCUGUUGACAGUAAACCUUGGCAAAAUCUUGCAAAAAGAAGGGUUCAACAUUAUGGUUUUGAGUUUCAAUAUGAUAUCAGAAAUGUUAACACAAGCCAGUUCUUGGGUGAACUUCCACAAUUCGUUUCUCCAAUACUCGAAAGACUAUCCUCCUUUCAAAACCUGGGUUACACUGGAAGUGUUGUUCUGGACCAGUUAACAGUUAAUGAAUAUCCACCUGGAGUGGGGUUGUCUCCACAUAUAGAUACCCAUUCUGCAUUUGAGGAACCAAUUUUCAGUCUUUCAUUAGCAGGGCCUUGUGUAAUGGAGUUCAGAAAGUAUUCAACAGGUGUCUGGCCGACAAACUCUGAAUCAAUAUGUGAUGGCGAGAUUCAAAACUCUGACAAGACCUCUAAUUUUUUGAGGAGAGCUAUUUAUCUUCCCCCACGAUCAAUGCUAUUAUUGUCUGGGGAGGCACGAUAUGCUUGGCACCAUUAUAUUCCGCACCACAAGGUUGACAUUGUGAAAGACAAUAUAAUUAGACGGGCAUCAAGGAGAGUGUCAUUUACAUUGCGCAAGGUCAGGGAGGGACCUUGCCAGUGUGAAUUUGCUGCAUACUGUGAUUCUCAGAAAUGAUAUGCAGAAUAAGGGGAAGGUUCGAGAAAACUUUCAUGUUUGAUUUCACAAGAGUAAUUUCCAUGGAAAAACGCACAUGUAAGAGUUUGACAGGGCUAAAGGAGAUGCUGUUUGAACUUUGGAGAGCAUCAGAGCCCAAACCCUCAAUACAAUAGAGUGAGUUAUCAUGACUUCUUUUGGCAACAAAUGUAGUAACAUUAACAAUUACGGAGUACUUCAUUUUAACUACUGUAACAAUCUGCUUACUCUUUUAUCCAAGAAGAAUCAAUGUAAACACAGUUUGGCAUAUGAGAACUGAAAGCCAACUCCAAAUUUUGAAAUACAAAUGCAUUCUUAGCCAAAA
Messenger RNA from Ipomoea triloba (trilobed morning glory), 1515 nucleotides. Its product is annotated as alkylated DNA repair protein ALKBH8 homolog. The coding region runs from base 144 to 1172 and encodes 342 amino acids. The record is from RefSeq and is a predicted model, not a curated record. Gene Ontology annotation, biological process: oxidative demethylation. NCBI's taxonomy places the organism in Eukaryota, Viridiplantae, Streptophyta, Magnoliopsida, Solanales, Convolvulaceae. The transcript is spliced from 8 exons. Gene Ontology annotation, molecular function: demethylase activity; RNA binding; oxidoreductase activity.